AACAUCAAUGGCAGAAGAAGAAAAUAUAGCAGAAAAAGAAAACACGGAGACCACCCGUCCCGAGUUCCCCAUCGGCCGGAUCAAGAAAAUUAUGAAAAUCGACAAAGACAUUAACAAAAUUACAUCGGAGGCCAUGUUCCUCGUCUCGUGCUCCACCGAGCUGUUCCUCCGGUUCCUCGCCGACAAUUCUGCCAAAGUCGCGGUUGAGAAGAAGCGAAAGACUAUAAAACUUGAUCACAUACGAACCGCCGUUAAAAGGCACCAGCCAACCAGCGAUUUCCUUCUCGAUUCGCUCCCCCAGCCCGUUCAGUCUGAGGAUCGCCCUGCAACCGACCGGACUCGUUCUCGUCCUAAUACGGAAAAACCGUUGCCGGUUGGGACUCGCCGGAUUGAUGAUUUCUUUAGCAAACCGGCAGAGGAGGGUCCAGUUCAGAUUAACAACGAUUAGGGCUUAAUUAAUUAAUUAAGGCACAUAAAUCAACUCAAGUGUUGUAGAAGGCUUUUGGAUUUUGCAGUGGUGCCUUGCUGGUGAACUAGACUGCGAUUUCAUGGUAAAUGUUGUUCAAAUAGUUGUUAUUAAAGUCGAUGCACAACUCAAUGUUAUCAUAAAGAGAGCUUCUUUGUUGUUUUUGUAAUUAAUUAAUUUUUCCAAUCCUAAACGCGAUUUACUUCAUUGCUAGUUGAUGAGUAAAGAAAUUGUUAUUUGCCAUAGCUAACUGAAAUUGGUUUUGUAGUUGACAAUGUUUGUAUUCAAGA
Pistacia vera is the source of this 756-nucleotide messenger RNA. Its product is annotated as nuclear transcription factor Y subunit C-5. Gene Ontology annotation, molecular function: protein heterodimerization activity. Gene Ontology annotation, cellular component: nucleus. The coding region runs from base 8 to 448 and encodes 146 amino acids. The record is from RefSeq and is a predicted model, not a curated record. Lineage: Eukaryota; Viridiplantae; Streptophyta; Magnoliopsida; Sapindales; Anacardiaceae. The transcript has 2 exons. Gene Ontology annotation, biological process: regulation of DNA-templated transcription.